GACGCCGAGCCACGCUCCCGUCCCGCUCGGCAGCGGCGGGCGCGCAGCGGCGAUGCCGCAGGCGGGCACCCACCCGGUCUCCCGGGGCACGGCGCUGCUGGCCCUGUCGCUGGUGCUGGCAGGGUCCCUGGGCGGCGGGCAGCACUACGACUACUACGGCUGGCAGCCCGAGAGCCUGCCCCACGGGCGCUUCUACGGGCGGGAGCCGCAGUGCCUCGACAUCCCGGCCGACAUGCAGCUCUGCCGCGACGUGGGCUACAAGCGCAUGCGGCUGCCCAACCUGCUGGAGCACGAGACCAUGGCCGAGGCCAAGCAGCAGGCCGGCAGCUGGGUGCCUCUGCUCGCCAAGCAGUGCCACACCGACACCCAGCUCUUCCUCUGCUCCCUCUUUGCCCCUGUGUGCCUCGACCGGCCCGUCUACCCCUGCCGCUCCCUCUGCGAGGUGGUACGGGACUCCUGUGCCCCCGUCAUGGAGUCCUACGGCUUCCCCUGGCCUGAGAUGCUGCACUGUGGCAAGUUCCCCUCUGACCACGAGCUCUGCAUCGCCGUCCAGUUUGGGAACAGCAAAGCCACGCCGCCCCCAGUGUCCAAGAUCUGCACCCAGUGUGAGAUGGAGCACAAGGCGGAUGGCAUGAUGGAGCAGAUGUGCUCCAGUGACUUUGUGGUGAAAAUGCGCAUCAAGGAGGUGACGGAGGAGAACGGGGAGCGCCGGCUGGUGGCUGCCCAGAAGAAGAAGGUGCUGAAACUGGGCCCGCUGAAGCGCAAGGACACCAAGAAGAUGGUGCUGCACAUGAGGAACGCAGGUGCCUGCCCCUGCCCCCAGCUCGACAGCCUCAGUGGCAGCUUCCUGGUCAUGGGCCGCAAGGUGGGCGGCCGCCUGCUCCUCCUGGCCAUCUACCCCUGGCAGAAGCACAACAAGGAGAUGAAGUUUGCAGUCAAGUUCAUGUUCUCCUACCCUUGCCCACUCUACCACCCCCUGCUCUAUGGGACUGGGCAGCACUAGGGCUUUUUGCCCACCCUGCCCUUUCCCAGAACUCCUGCACUGGCCCAACAUCCCACCCCUGGCUUCUCUGGCUCCACCCCAGGAGCUCAGCUCUGCUCACCUCAGCCCCUUGGUUGUGCCCCAGCACCCAGCUGUGCACCUGCAGGAUUCCCUGCUGCAUUUGUGGGAGCCCUGAUCCACAGCCAGGACACCUGCCUCCUCCUGAGAGCCCUGCUCUGCACCCCUGGGACCCUGUUCUGCUCCAAGGACCCUCAUCCCUGUCCAGGAGCUUAGUCUGGACCCAGCACCCUUGUUCUGCAUGCUUGUGAGCCCUGGUCUGUACUGGACACCCUUGUCUACUCCCAGGUUCCCCACCCAGAAGCCCAGAGACCCUUGCUUUCAUUUAGAAUUCCUGCUUGGCCCUCUUGGCUACACCUGGGACCCCCUACCCUGCAGCCAUGUCCUUUGCCCAGCUCCCUCAUGAUAUGCCACAGACCCUCAGCCCCCCAGUCCCUAUUCCAGCCCACCAACACAUCCCAUGCCCUCACCUGGAGCUCACAUCCAGCCCUGGGUUAUCUCACCUUCCAGAGAUCCAGCCCGGGCAGGUCCCUCUUGCCCCUCUGUUCCCACUGACUGACUCCCUGCAGACCGAGUGCCCAGAGCUGCACAAACCCCUCCUGGGCUCCCCCACUCCCCAUAGCACAUGGCUCACACCUCCCAGUGCCCCAGAGCAGCCCUGCUGCACCCCUUGCACACACCCUGCUGUGACCCAGCCCACACAUCCCUUGCCCACCAACAGUAAAUUAU
Messenger RNA from Camarhynchus parvulus, 1789 nucleotides. RefSeq names its product secreted frizzled related protein 5 (gene SFRP5). Bases 53 to 1003 code for a protein of 316 amino acids. The transcript is spliced from 3 exons. Gene Ontology annotation, biological process: canonical Wnt signaling pathway; negative regulation of canonical Wnt signaling pathway; non-canonical Wnt signaling pathway. The record is from RefSeq and is a predicted model, not a curated record. Gene Ontology annotation, molecular function: Wnt-protein binding. NCBI's taxonomy places the organism in Eukaryota, Metazoa, Chordata, Aves, Passeriformes, Thraupidae.